UUCUUGGGGCUGGUGUGGUAGGAUUCUGCCUUGCUCCCAGGCAGCUGAGUACAGGCAGAAGUCUGAUGAUCUCUUUCUUGUCCUUUUCUUGUUUACAGAUCAGAAGCAACAGAAUUAGAACGAGGACGCUCAUAGCUUUUUGCUUUUAUGUCUACCAAUUUGACAUCGUACAUGGCUACUGAUGGCAAUGUUCUUCAGGUUCCCUUGCGUCAGAAGCAGAGAAGGAAAACUCAAGGGUUUUUCACCAUGAGUCGGAGGAGGAUAUCGUGUAAAGACCUGGGGCAUGCUGACUGCCAGGGGUGGCUGUAUAAGAAAAAGGAGAAAGGAACUUUCCUAGGCAACAAAUGGAAAAAGUUCUGGGUGGUGCUGAAGGGAUCGUCGCUGUACUGGUACAACCAUCAGUUGGCAGAGAAAGCUGAUGGAUUUGUCAACCUCCCUGAUUUCACUGUAGAGAAAGCAUCUGAAUGCAAGAAAAAGCAUGCUUUCAAGAUCAGCCAUCCACAGAUCAAGACCUUUUAUUUCGCAGCUGAGAAUGUACAGGAAAUGAAUCUGUGGUUAAACAAGUUUGGAUUAGCUGUAAUCCAUCAUGAGUCCACUACAAAGGAUGAAGAAUGCUACAGCGAGAGUGAACAGGAAGAUCCUGAAAUAGCCGCGGAGACACCGUCGCCUCCUCGCCGGGUGGAGACUCCAUCUCCUUUGGCUGCACAGCGGGCAUCUUCAUCUUCGCCCAAAUCGAGUGAAGCAGCCCGUUCUUCCUCUUCCGUGGAGAACACAAGAAAGACACCCAGAAGUCUGUCUUCCUCCUUGUCUAGAGGAAGACAGUCCUGGAUCGACAUGGUUAACAGUUCGUCCGCUGCUGGUGGUGAGGGACAGUCUGUGACGUGUGCUGUGCAGGUCCACUCCCCUGCGCCUUCAGAGGCAAACAGCCGCUGGGCCCUGGAAGACAGCCUGGCCACAUCAGAAAGUGGAUUUUUGAACUCUAUAUCCAGUGAUGACACUUCUUCAUUGAGUAGCAACCUAGACCCUCUCACUGUCCCAGACAAGCCGCCGGGAUCAAAGAUGACGGACAGAGAAGAGACAAAAGUGUCUGAAGAUGAUGAAAUGGAGAAGCUCUACAAAUCAUUAGAGCAAGCUAGCCUGUCUCCUCUUGGGGACCGACGGCCUUCAACCAAAAAGGAGUUGAGAAAAUCCUUUGUUAAGCGGUGCAAAAAUCCAUCCAUAAAUGAGAAACUCCACAAAAUCCGAACUUUGAAUAGCACAUUAAAGUGUAAAGAACAUGACCUGGCCAUGAUUAACCAGUUGCUGGAUGAUCCGAAGCUGACAGCCAGAAAAUACAGGGAGUGGAAGGUCGUGAACACACUGCUGAUCCAGGAUAUCUACCAGCAGCAGCGGGCCCCCGCGCCUGCCUCCGAAGGCUCCCCCCUGGGACCUGAGAAACCGCUUCCCUCUGCCUGCGUUGAAAAUUCUAUUUGAGACUAAGACGGGCUUCUCUCCCCUUCAGUUAUCUCACCCCAAGCACCUCUUCAAGAUACGCUGCAAGAGCUUAACGUUUUUCCUUAAAAAGGAAAACCGAAACCCAGCUCCUCCUGUAGAGAUGUGAUUGGGGUGAGAAUAAACACCGUGGCGGCGGUGCCCGGUCCGGGGCUUCCAUUCAGACCCGAGUGGUGGAGUCCAGCUGAACAAACAGUUUGUGUUCCUUUGGGGAGCUCUCAACUAUGCUAGGUUCCAGGUGGGGUAUGAGAACUGUAUCCCCUGUUUCGUGCUCUCAAGAGAAUUACAACAUUCUACGGACAAAAGAUCACUCUGUCCCAGAGAUACUUAUUCAACGAAAUACUUUUGUUUUCCAAAGGAAGAAGGUACAUAUUCCUUCUGGUUGAGUAGCUGAGUUCCCCAAAUCUUUUUUUUGUUUGUUGUUUUGAGUGGAAGAAUGCUUUCUAUAGCAGCACCUGGAGCAGGACAGAUGUGGUAUUGUGGAACCAAAAUCCCUUGCCUUUGGUCCAGAAUGGUGGUGCCUUUUCCACAUGUUGAGAAAUACUUCACAGCAAGUGGUGUGUUGGGAGCACCCAUGGAGGAGGCAUGUUCUCUAUUCCACUCACUGAAAGGACAGCUUAAUAUUUUCACGGUUUAUCCAGGUUGGGAUGGGGGAUCUGAUUAAUGUUUCCUUUCUGCAGAACAGCUGAACGAAACAGCUCUCAUUACACUUGGAGACCUCUCCUCCCUCCUUGCUUUUCUAAACCACAGAGACAGACGUCCAGCGAAGAAUGUUUACUGCCUUUGUCCUUUGGUGUGGUACCUAUGCACGGUCUAAAUGUAUAGCCAGGUCCCCCAGGAUCAGCAUUGACAAGAUGAUUCUGGCAUUUGAAUUGUUUUAGUAUCUUUACCCCCCCAAAAACCCAACAAAAACAACAAAAGAGUUAAAUACGAUUGUUUUAUUUUUGUACGUUUAUGUGUCACUUUGUGUCCUAUGUGAAUAGCUAUGUAUAACAUUUGUUAUUUAAGGAUAUUUAUAGAAGCUUAAAUGACUAGUGUUUAAAAGAUGAUAUACUAUUAUAUGUUUUGUUCAGUAUAUAUUUCUAAGUAUACACUUUGUGCUUGAGAAAAAUAGGAAAACUACUUAUUCAUUGGAGUUACUAUGUUGCACUAUAAUGUAUGAGGAAUGCUCAGGAAAUCUUGUGGGAUAAGUGUGGGGCAUGCGUUAAUAAUCUUUACUUUCUGGCUUUUCCCUCUGCUUUCUCUCUUUCUCUCUCUCUCUCUCUCU
Vicugna pacos (alpaca) is the source of this 2758-nucleotide messenger RNA. Lineage: Eukaryota; Metazoa; Chordata; Mammalia; Artiodactyla; Camelidae. The record is from RefSeq and is a predicted model, not a curated record.